Acanthosepion pharaonis is the source of this 1179-nucleotide messenger RNA. The record is from the annotation of a GenBank genome assembly. Lineage: Eukaryota; Metazoa; Mollusca; Cephalopoda; Sepiida; Sepiidae.
AUGGAUUCUCUCAACAUUUUCUUUAACCUCCCUAUCCUCAUCCCACCUCACACGAAGACAGUUAUUUUCUUUCUACAAGAUCACCUCUCUCACUACUACCACUCUUUUUCUCUCCUCCUCCUUUACCACUCUCUCUAUUCCCUUCUUCCUUACUAUCUUUAUAGUAAGAGAAAAUCGCUUUUGAUUUCAUUUUGUCCUCUCUCUCUCUCUCUCUCUAUCUCUCUCUCUCUCUCUCUCUCUCUCUCUCUCUCAUAUCAGCGUGACUUUUUUUUUGACGGUGUGCGUGUGGCAGGGUGGGUGGAUUAUGAUUCUCUUCACCGUUAUUCAAUUUCUUUUCUUUUCAUCUCCUCUUCUCCAACCCCAUUCUUCUUUCUCUCUUUCUUAUCUGCUCUCCUCCUCUCUUUAUUCUCUCUCUCCCUCUUUCUCCCUCUCUCCUCUCUUUAUUUUCUCUCGUUCUUUCCUCUCUCUUUUUUUCUCUCUCUCUCCUCUCUUCCAUCUCUUUUCUCGCACUACUUUUUUCCUCUCCCCUCUCUUUUCUCUCAUUUUUCUUCCUCUUUCCUUUCUUAUCUCCCUCUUUUCUUUUUCUUUUUCUCCUCCUCUUCUUCUCCCUUUCCUCUCUCUCCCUACAUCUAUUCACCCUCUUAUCUUCCUCUUCUCUCUCACUCCCUCUUUUCUUUCUCUAUUUCAUUCUUUUCUUCCGCACCAUUCCUUUUCGUUCACUCUCUCUCUCUCUUCCUCCUGCUAGUCGUAACACCACCCCCACCCUGCCGGGUUAAACUCGGGCUCCUAAAGCUCCUGUCACGGACACUUUUCUUGUCAACAGAUGCAAUCUACACCCGGCCAAUAUCGCAUUACCUUCUCCAUCUCUUAUCUCUUCUUCAUUUUACAACUCACCUCAUCUCUCUUUCUUUCUCUUUUUACUAUCACCUCUUUUCUUUCCUUCUUAUCCUCGCCUGUCUCUAUCUCUCUCUCUCUCUCUCUCUCUCUCUUACUCUCUCUCUCUCACACACUUCUGUUCACAACUUACCACUUCUCUCUUGCAACCCCUUCUUUCUUACUCUUUUUACUACCCCUCUUUUUCUUCCUUUUUUAUCCUCAUCUCUCUCUAUCCCACACACUUACUUUUACAAUCUCAUCUUUCACAUUUUUCCUAUCCACAUCCUACCCUUUUUUUUAUGA